AUGUACGUAUUUGUUAAUGUCUUCGUCGACCAACAACUAGCAAGGUUUAUAAAUGGAUUUCGUAUAUUUUAUGCGCCGGAAAUAAUUAUUUUCGUUGUGUUGAUCACAUCUUGUUUUUACCUGUAUAAUAUUGGACAUAGAUUUCACGUUGUAAGCUCCUUGUGGCAGUACUUACCACCUACAUUGAACGCUGUGCCGGGCAAGUGGACGAACAACGAAAUAAUUGCGCUUGUGGAAUGUAUAAGGCUAUUGCACGCAGAACUUUCCGAACUGAUAAGGCUGUUUAGUCGUGCCUACGGCCCGGUGCUUUUAAUGUAUUAUGUCUUAACAUUUCUCCAUGCCGUGUACGAAACGAUUUUUUUAGUAAUAUUUAAGGAUGGCAAUCUCGCAGUGAGUGUAGUUCCGUUAAUUUUUUAUGUAAAUCACAUUUUUAACAUGGUGUCAAUCCUCUUCAUCGCAACGUGGGUAAUUGAAAAGAAAAGUAAUAUUAUAACACACUUGCGAUCGAUGCGAAUUUCUGAAAUACCAGCUGAAACAAAAUUACAAGUUAAAUUAUUUAUGAAUCAAAUAUCAUUAUAUGAGCAAAAAGAACUGACAGCAUUUGGAUUAUUUAAUUUGAAUUUGAGAUUGAUUACUUCUAUGUCAGUAUUAUUGAUAAUGGUGCUCUCUACAAUGAUUCAAAUGAAAAACCAUCCUAUUUUUAACUUAUUACAUAAUUUAUUAGGAGUCCAAUUCAAAAUCAAUCCUUAA
Sipha flava (yellow sugarcane aphid) is the source of this 750-nucleotide messenger RNA. RefSeq lists its product as uncharacterized. Gene Ontology annotation, biological process: sensory perception of taste. Bases 1 to 750 code for a protein of 249 amino acids. The transcript has 7 exons. The record is from RefSeq and is a predicted model, not a curated record. Gene Ontology annotation, cellular component: membrane. NCBI's taxonomy places the organism in Eukaryota, Metazoa, Arthropoda, Insecta, Hemiptera, Aphididae.